GAUGCCGUGACGUCAGGGGCGGAAGUGACGCACUACGCCCCACCCAUGCGCGUGCGCCGCUGCGCACUAGGGGCGCCCGCCGUCCGCGUUUUGGGGAUUCUUUGUGCCAUACUUCGCAUUCCAAGCCUGCGGGAGCAGCUGCCGCCUGUGCCGGAGCGUGUGCGAGGAGCGCCGGGCCGUGCGCGCUUCGCUUGUGUGCGUGGAAUUUUCUUGACGUCGCUAGCUGCCGCAGCCGCUCGCUCGGCUUUCCCUUGCCUGAACCGUCGACCGGCCGACCGCUCGUACGUCCCAGUUUUUCUUGCGGCCGUCGAUUUCUUCUUCUACGGCCGCCGCAUCUGAAAGAGAAGUUUGUGUGUUUGUGUGUGUGCGGGGCCACCGUUGACGAAAGCAAAAGCGGGAAACAGUGAUAAAGAGAGAGAGAGAGAAAGAAAGGUCUUGUGCUGUGUGUGCACGCGCGUUUUUCUCUGCCACUCGAAAAAGCAAGAGAGAAAAUUAUAGACGGACCGACCGGUGGACUUUACUACGUGGUCCAUCGACGACAACUUUGGCCGUUCUUUCAAUUGAGUGUUGACGCUGCCGUUUUUUAUCGCCUUUACCAAGUUCUAUUUUGCUCUGAUCCCACUCACUCCGUAGUUGAUUGUUGUUCAGUUCGCAGUGGCCGCCUGGCUUUGUUUUCUCUCAAUUUUGCUCCUGUGUUCGUCGUUAUACGCUCCGUGAGUUUUUUGUGCUCUACUGGAUCUACCAAGCCUCGACUGUUAUCACCACAGCCUCGUCAUCGUCUCGGUGUGCUGCCACUCUUUUUCGUCGCCGUGUCGCACAGCGAAACAGGACCGGACCUUCUCUGUUUACCGGAGUUUCGUGCCUACGCUCAUUGAGUUCCGGCAUCGUGGACGCAUUGGAAAAACUGUCGUUGCUGGUUCGCUGAAACGCGCACGAGCGUCCAGUAGCGCUGGCAGUGUUGUGACAACGGGCGCAUCUGGCAGCUUCCUUGGCCGUCCAUGCCUUUGCUCUGAGGACUACGGCUGCUGCCUCAUCGAGGUCUGGGCGGCGGAAACGGCAGCUUCCACGGUUUUCCUGUAGACCUGCAGUGUGGCGCCCAUAUCGGUGUUCAAGAUUUCGUCCCCCUGGAACUCCGGGCCCGGCCUGACGGGCGGGGGCGCCCCUCCUCCGCCCCAGGCGCCCCUGUCGGACGCCGGCUCAGACGACUCCAACUCCAAGGACGGCCCGUCGUCCGGCGGGGGCCGAGGGGCCAACGACGUCUCCAACUCGGAUGCCGAAGGCGUCUGGAGCCCCGACAUCGAGCAGAGCUUCCAGGAGGCCCUCGCCAUUUUACCCGCCAUGCGGAAGGCGCAAGAUCAUCCUCUCGGACGAAGGCAAGAUGUAUGGGCGCAAUGAGCUCAUCGCCAGGUACAUCAAGCUGCGCACGGGAAAGACGCGGACGCGGAAGCAGGUGUCCAGCCACAUUCAGGUCCUGGCCAGGAGAAAAGCACGGGAGAUACAAUCCAAGUUAAAGGAUACGGCGGCGAAGGAGAAAGCGCUUCAGUCUCUGACGUCGCUGUCUUCGGCGCAGAUUGUGUCGGCCACGGCCAUGCAGAACAAGGCCGGGCUAGCCUCCCUUGUGCCGCCCGUGAGCUACACAGGGGCGCCGUUUUGGCAGCCAACAAUUGGCCAGCCUGGAACCUCUGAAGACGUCAAGCCGUUCGCGUCGCAGCCCUAUGCUCUGCAGAGCCCCAAGGCUCCCCCCGGCAGCGCCGGUGCGGGCGUUGACCUGCUGCCUCCCCCGCAUGGCGGCAUGACGCCCUCAUGGGAGGGCCGCUCCAUCGCCACCCACAAGCUGCGCCUCGUCGAGUUCUCCGCCUUCAUGGAAUUGCAGCAGGACACUGAUACGUGUAACAAACAUCUGUUCGUGCACAUUGGUGGCCCACCUACCUACACAGAUCCACUUCUGGAGGCGGUGGACAUACGGCAAAUUUAUGACAAGUUUCCCGAAAAGAAGGGGGGCCUUAAGGAACUGUAUGACAAGGGUCCCCAGGAUGCCUUCUUUUUGGUCAAGUUCUGGGCCGAUCUCAACACAAGCAUUCAGGACGAAGCUGGCGUCUUCUACGGCGUCACUAGUCAAUAUGAAAGUAAUGACAACAUGACAAUAACUUGCUCCACAAAGGUUUGCUCCUUUGGGAAGCAGGUUGUUGAGAAAGUUGAGACUGAGUAUGCAAGGUUUGAGAAUGGCCGUUUCGUGUAUAGAAUUCAUCGAUCACCAAUGUGCGAAUACAUGAUCAACUUCAUUCACAAGUUGAAGCAUUUGCCUGAGAAGUACAUGAUGAACAGUGUCCUCGAGAACUUCACAAUACUACAGGUCGUGACCAAUCGAGACUCCCAGGAGACGCUUCUGUGCAUCGCAUACGUGUUUGAGGUCUCCACCAGUGUUCACGGAGCCCAGCAUCACAUCUAUCGUCUCGUCAAAGACUGAGUGCCUCGGUGCACCUCCUCGCCAGUUUUUCAGUGCCUCACAUCCACCACAGCCUCCCGCCCACAGACGCCACAUAAGAGAUGGAAAAAACAAGAAGGUGCCUGUGUGGUCGGGACAUGAAGAGAAAUAAAAGAAAAAAAGUGCAUCAUCUGUAAAUAGCAGUGCCACCGCGAUGAUUCGACCUCGGUUCAGCCUUCCGCAAUUCGUGUUGGUGCUUUCUUAUGCCUUCCUUUUAUCGGUGCGCGAGUGUCGGGCCUUCGCAACCCUUUUUUGUUUUACUUCCCCGGCUUUCGAGCACUUUUAUUUUGCUUGUCAUUUCUGCGAUAUGAGUGCGAGUGCCGCCCGAUUGUAUUUUCUGAUGCUUCUGCACUUACCUGCAAAUUUUUGUUACACAUUGACGACUUUCUUGGUUAAUGCUUUCCCGGCGCGUCUUUUUCAAUCGCCCCACUCCUUGGUUAAUGUGGCAGGAAGUUCUGCUUGUCAUUUUAAAAAUGUUUUAAUGCUGUAUUAAUGACGAUUGAUGCAAAUGUGAAGAGAAAAGAAAAUUGGCCAUCCUUUUUGCAUACAGUGGUUGAAUGGCCAGCCAGUUUGGCAAAGAAUGCACUUGUGCUAUCAUUUUAGUGGAAAAUCGUCCCAUGUCAGUGCUAAAUGAAGCAUAAGAAUGAAUUUCAUGUAAUUCGAAGGUUGUGGACUGGGUCUUCAAAGGUGGCAAAUCGUUCUUGCCCACUUUAACUGAUUUCGCAUAAGGUACUGCUCUUGAGUUAAAGACUACAAGUAAUGCCCCUUAUGCUUUCAUUGACGUCAACCAGUGUGUCGGAACGGAACGAAAACCAAAAACGAAAAACGGAAAAAACGAUAUUUUUGACGGGAACAAGAACGUAACCGAAACUUUAUUAUUUUGUCCCGGAGUGAAACCGAAAUUUUUAAAAUCAUUUUUCGGUUCACGAGAAAACUUGGCAAUCCGGAACAACUGAGGUCAUGCAACGCGAGCAAUUAUGCACAUCUCAGAGUACAGUAUUAGCGCGUACCUCAGGCAGGAAUUCCAACGCAAAGAUAUGUUGAAAUUGUGCGAAAAACGAAAACAGUGGCAACCAGAGAUGUUUAUAUUAACGCAAGUGGACUUCUGCGCGCCUGUCACGCAGGCCAGCGUGGAGAGGGCAUUGUCGGCACCGAAGUUUGUUACAACAAAAGCUGUUAUGAGAUCACAA
This is a messenger RNA of Rhipicephalus sanguineus (brown dog tick), 3675 nucleotides long. It is a transcript of the gene scalloped, whose product is annotated as transcriptional enhancer factor TEF-1-like. The transcript has 13 exons. The record is from RefSeq and is a predicted model, not a curated record. Gene Ontology annotation, biological process: regulation of transcription by RNA polymerase II; embryonic organ development; hippo signaling. Gene Ontology annotation, cellular component: transcription regulator complex. Gene Ontology annotation, molecular function: DNA-binding transcription factor activity, RNA polymerase II-specific; RNA polymerase II cis-regulatory region sequence-specific DNA binding. The coding region runs from base 1271 to 2467 and encodes 398 amino acids. NCBI's taxonomy places the organism in Eukaryota, Metazoa, Arthropoda, Arachnida, Ixodida, Ixodidae.